GAUGCGGGAGCGGGCCAGAAGCCAGCGGGGCCCGCCUUUCGCACGUGCUCCGAGGCCCCCCCGCCUUCACGUCUUAACUUUGAGGCUGCCUCCGCGUCGGAAAGGUCCCCGGCGGGGUCGAGCCGCGGGGAGAGGAAGUUCUUGACCCUUCCGACGCCCCCGGCAAGAACUUUGCUGUCCGGAGGGACCGAGAGGAAGACGCCCCGGCAGCCGCCUGAGAAAACAGCCUUCCCCCCCGCCGCUCCCAGCGCGGAGCGUGCGGUGGAGCCGAGGGAGGAAGGCGACGCUGGGCAGGGCGAAGGAGGCGGGAGCCGGGGAGCCGCUCCCGUCUGCGCCGCUUCCUAAGGGAGGCUGCUGCUGCUGCUGCUCCCGCCUCCUUUGCUCCCUCCCUCGGCUCACUUGCACUCACUCGCCCGCCUGCGUGCAGCCGCGCAAGCCAGCGCGCACGCACUUUGUCCGCCCGCCUGUCCGCCCGCUCGCUGCCAGUGUGGGAAUGUGGCCGUCGCCGAGCGGAGCUCCGGACUCGGAGGGGCUUUGACAAGGGCACAUGCUCCGCACCACCCGCCGCGUCCCCACCUCUCCCACUACGUCGGGAGGCGCCGCCGGGAAAACACGGCGGUAUGGAGGAGCCGCCGGCAACAGCGCGCUGCCUUGCCAGCCAUCCCCGGGCGGGCUGAGGCGCCCCAGAAGAGACAGUUGCAGAUACCAGACCUCUAGAUCUAUGUGACUUGGUUGGAGAAACCAUGACUGAAGUCCUCUGGUCAGCUGUUCUGAAUGUGACUGAGACUCACUUGCUGACUAGCAGCGGAUGGACCUCAGGCAAUGCCACCAACAGAUGCACACUGACCAAAACUGGUUUUCAGUUCUAUUACCUUCCUGCCGUCUACAUCGUAGUCUUCAUUACAGGAUUCCUGGGCAACAGUGUGGCGAUCUGGAUGUUUAUCUUCCACAUGAGGCCUUGGAGCGGCAUCUCAGUUUACAUGUUCAACCUGGCACUGGCUGACUUCUUGUAUGUCUUGACUCUUCCCGCACUGAUCUUCUAUUAUUUCAACGAAACGGACUGGAUCUUGGGAGACUUCAUGUGCAAGCUGCAGAGGUUCAUCUUCCAUGUCAACCUCUACGGAAGCAUCUUGUUCCUCACCUGCAUCAGCGUCCACAGGUACACAGGUGUGGUAUAUCCCUUAAAAUCACUGGGGAAACUAAAAAAGAAGAAUGCCGUUUAUAUCAGCACCUUGGUCUGGGUUGUUGUGGUGGCUGGUAUUUCUCCUAUCUUGUUCUACUCCGGGACCGGUGAAAGGAAAAACAAGACCAUGACUUGUUACGACACGACGCAAGAUGACUACCUGCGAAGUUACUUCAUUUAUAGUAUGUGUACCACUGUCUUCUUGUUCUGUAUCCCAUUCAUCCUGAUCCUGGGUUGCUAUGGAUUAAUAGUGAAAGCACUGAUUUACAAAGACUUAGACAAUUCUCCGCUGAGGAGGAAAUCAAUCUAUCUGGUAAUUAUAGUGUUGGCCGUUUUUGCUGUGUCUUACCUUCCUUUUCAUGUGAUGAAGAACUUGAAUCUACGAGCCAGGCUAGAUUUUCAAACUCCCGAAAUGUGUGCCUUCAACAACAGGGUUUAUGCCACUUACCAAGUAACUCGGGGGCUCGCUAGCCUCAACAGCUGUGUGGAUCCUAUUCUGUAUUUCUUGGCAGGAGACACCUUCCGAAGAAGGCUCUCCAGGGCAACCAGGAAGGCCUCGAGACGCAGUGAGCUCAACGUGCAGUCCAAAAGCGAGGAUAUGACUCUCAAUAUUUUAGCUGAGUAUAAACAGAAUGGAGACACCAGCUUGUGAAUUUAAAAAAAGGAAAAGGAAACAUAGAUUUGCAAGCAACGGUGCUCUCCCUCCCCAGCCAUACACACUCACCUUCAUUUUUAAUCCCUUGUCAAACUCUUAAUUUCAUGCAUUUUCAAGGAACACGUAACAGGCAGACAACGCUUGUUUUUUUGGUUGGUUGUUUUUAAAAGGCAUGCUCUGUGACCCUAGGAAGAGCUUGAGCAAAAGUAAGUGUAAAAUUUAAAAAAAUAAAACCCGUUUGUACCCCUUACAGCUUUUAAAGGUUGGAAAGACUGGAAGUACAAACAGUAAAAUAAGGCAACCCCCCUCCCCCCACACCAUUCAGCAGGGAUGUGGGCGAUCUACCCUUACAUUAAAAUGCAUUUUGACUUUGAGUAUUGGGAGUGUCUUUGGAAGACCAAACUUUUCUGUAGGGCCCUAGUCCAUGCUGCUGUUGCCAGAUCUCUCUUUCUGUAUGGCUCUGGCCUCAAGAAGUAGGAGAAUAUUGCAGGCCCUUUCUCUAAAUUUUGACCUUUCAUUUGGAAAACAAACCCCAGCAACAACAUAAGGCAAAAAAUCCUCUAGCCUUUACAGUUGCAGAGGAACCAGGACAGAAAGGUGAGCCAUAUCCCACCCAUCUGCUCAGUAAGAAGCCUGCUCUGAAUUGUUGAGUCCUUUAUAAAAUCUGAUCUAUUAAUUAAGCAACUUAACCUCUGUUAGGCAACUUGAAUUUAUUGUUUCGUAUCGACUUAAGCUGGCCUCCGCCCUUCUCCACUGUACCUGUAUGCUCCCUUCUAACAAAAUUUCUGGUUGUGGAUUUGUGACUCUCCGUCUCUCUCAAACACUGUGGAAAGAAUAUUAAGGGGAAGCCCUAUGAAUUACUUGUCUGUCUGUGAUUCUUUUAUGGGAUUUUAAAAAACACGAGGCAGCUACUGAAGCUGCAGUUUUACGUGGAAGGCCAGAAUGGGCCGAAGAAGGGCUUUUUUAACCUUGCAUUUGUAGAAAGACCAGCAGGGGUAAAAGCUGCCAAGAAAGGGCAUUUUCAGUAAAAAAAUAAUUAGCACAAAAGGAAAGUUAAGAAGCCUCGGUCAUCCUGUGCUGAUCUCCCAUUUAAAACUGCACCUGGGAGGGACACAUCCCCCCCCCAAAGAAUCACACAACCACACAGAGCAGGCAGUUUCCCCCUAAGACGGAGGCUAUGAAUUAUUAAAUUCUGUUGACAGGGUUUCUUUGAGAUUCCAGCAGCUCGCCCUGUUUGAGCAGAUAACAUUUUCCCUCUUCCUCUUGAGUUUAUGCGCAAAGCCAUCUGGCCAUGUGGUCUUCAUGAGAAAAGCCUGGGGCACUGUGGUCCCUAGCCUGUUAUGAUAUGGUGGCGGUGUGCACCUUGUACUAGAAUUCAGUUUUCAACAGUUGUUGGGAAGCAUCAGAAAAGCAGUACCUCCUUGACAUGCACAGAAAACAAUCAUACUACAUGUGUUGGCAGAUGCAGCAACCAGCUUCUAACAGACUGUGGCCAUUUCGUAUGAGCUCUUUAUGGACUUUUUCCAUGGCCACCAUUUUUGUGCUUGGCCUUUGAAUAGUCCUUCAUUGCUAACCAUCUCUAGAUUAUUCUUCACUGAAGAGAUUCAGUUACAAAAAAGGAACUAAUUUAACAAAAAAACAAUUGGUAGUACAUGUUUUUAUUUUCCAAACCCUACUGGACCAUGCUACUCUUAUAAUAUUUUUUAAAAAUGUUAAUUAAUUUAGGGAGCAUUCCUAAAUACGUCUAUCCAGACUAAGCCCCGUUUUAGUCAGUGAAGCUUUCUUCCAAAAAAGUAGAUUUAGGAUUUCAGCCUCAGUCAACUGUGUAGUUACCUCCACAGCUUAUUGUUUAACUUUGGAAUGGGAAACACAUCUCAUUGGCAGUAUCUGCAGUUUUGUUGACAUAAAAUAUGCAUUUGAUUUACUCAUUUUAAUGCAUGAAUAAUCUUUUUUUUUAAUUUGUGACUGUUGCUAGU
This is a messenger RNA of Gekko japonicus, 3814 nucleotides long. It is a transcript of the gene P2RY1, whose product is annotated as purinergic receptor P2Y, G-protein coupled, 1. Bases 744 to 1835 code for a protein of 363 amino acids. The transcript is spliced from 2 exons. Gene Ontology annotation, biological process: phospholipase C-activating G protein-coupled receptor signaling pathway; relaxation of muscle; platelet activation. Gene Ontology annotation, molecular function: ATP binding; A1 adenosine receptor binding; G protein-coupled ATP receptor activity. Gene Ontology annotation, cellular component: plasma membrane. The record is from RefSeq and is a predicted model, not a curated record. Lineage: Eukaryota; Metazoa; Chordata; Lepidosauria; Squamata; Gekkonidae.